Molecule: messenger RNA, 1149 nt
Organism: Cladocopium goreaui
Lineage: Eukaryota; Dinophyceae; Suessiales; Symbiodiniaceae
Source: the annotation of a GenBank genome assembly
AUGCCUUCGGCCUGGAUGUCGUCUUUCUUUGCAGUGCUCUUUGUGAAAUUUGUGAAAUUGGCUGGCAGUUUGCGAGAGGAUAGAGUAGAAAGUUUGCUCCAAGAGGCAGCUGAAUCUGUUCUACAGCCAGUGGUGAGUCGCAAAGGAGUUGAAGUGAGCGGCAAACUCCGCGCAAAGCUCUGGGAAGAUUGCCAGAGCGUGCUUGGGCAAGUCUCCGAGAGCUUGGAUGGCUUGGAUGGCUUGGAUCAAUGCCUACAAGUUUGCAAGACUGGAAGUACAGAGGACUGUGAAGAGAGAUGUCAUGCCAGGCACAUGCUGCAACAAGAGGAGGCAAACUUCAACAGCUUUAAGAUACGCUCGGCAAGCUCGGCAAGCUCGGCAAGCUCGGCAAGUGGGACGGGCUCUCUGGGGACACAGUCAUGUUCUGUGUUGUUAGAGGUGCCUGUCGGAAAGAGCAGCAAGGAGACAAAAGAACUUCAAGUUGCGUGCCCUGUGGUGUGCGUUGCGGAUGACAAGGUGCUGGAGCUCUUUGAGCACAGCAUUGAGAAGAGGCUUUGCACUGAAGUACAGAAGUUGCGCAAGGAGCCACAAGACGUCGAUGCAGACGUUUGGAGCGCAGGAAUGACCCUGUACCAAAUGCUAGUUGGGAGGCCUUUGCUGCAAGUCAACUUGAGUCCUGGCGCGACACGCCUCUCAGAGCGUGACCCGCAUCAAGCCACAGAGAUCAAACAGAAGUGGCUGCUGCAGGAGAUUUGCAGCGUUUGCCCGCCAUCCCCUGAGACCAAGCCCAGCAAUAUUAGUGAAGAGUGCUGGGACUUUCUGGGCAGAGUCUUGACCGUGCAGCGAGAAUACCGCAUCAACAUCACCGAAGCACUGCAGCAUCCAUGGCUGCAGUAUGCACUCCUCAAGGAGCUUUGCGCAGAGAUGCCGCAGAGUCCACCACGCGCCCGGCCAAAGGUCGCAUGCAAGGCUGGAAGGUCGCCAGGCCAGGACGUCUCGGUCCCCACACCUGAGAAGCCCAGAUCAUACGAUCCGUGGGAAAGCCUGGCACUAGGGAUGCAGGGCUCAGUGGUUGAUCAUGGUGAACCAUGGUUAGACCACCUGAAGAGUUGCCGGAAAACAUGGGAUACACAUUCAUUUAAAACUUGA